Carlito syrichta (Philippine tarsier) is the source of this 1222-nucleotide messenger RNA. It is a transcript of the gene ECI1, whose product is annotated as enoyl-CoA delta isomerase 1. Gene Ontology annotation, molecular function: enoyl-CoA hydratase activity. Gene Ontology annotation, biological process: fatty acid beta-oxidation. NCBI's taxonomy places the organism in Eukaryota, Metazoa, Chordata, Mammalia, Primates, Tarsiidae. The transcript is spliced from 6 exons. The coding region runs from base 153 to 884 and encodes 243 amino acids. The record is from RefSeq and is a predicted model, not a curated record. Gene Ontology annotation, cellular component: mitochondrion.
CUAACUGGCCUCUCCGCGCUGCCUCCGCAGGGGCCCGGCUUCCGGGCGCGGCCCUCGGGCGGACGGAGCCGGCGGGCGGCGGGGAUGGGCCGCGGCGCUUCGGGAGCCAUCGGGUGCUGGUGGAGCCGGCUGCGGCCGCAGGGAUUGCUGUGAUGAAAUUCAAGAACCCACCUGUGAACAGCCUCAGCCUGGAUUUCCUGACGGAGCUGGUCAUCAACCUGGAGAAGCUAGAGAAUGACAAGACCUUCCGCGGCCUGGUUGUGACCUCGGACUGCCCUGGCGUCUUCUCGUCGGGCUUGGACCUGCGGGAGAUGUGUGGGCGGAACCCAGCCCACUAUGCUGAGUACUGGAAGGCCGUGCAGGAGCUGUGGCUGCGGUUCUACCUGUCCAACCUGGUGGUGGUCGCUGCCGUCAACGGAGUCUGCCCCGCCGGAGGCUGCCUGAUCUCCCUCACCUGUGACUACCGCAUCCUGGCCAACAACCCCAAGUACAACAUAGGGCUCAACGAGACACAGCUGGGUAUCAUCGCCCCCUUCUGGUUCAAAGACACCCUCGUGAACACCAUUGGGCACCGAGCCGCAGAGCGCGCCCUGCAGCUGGGGCUGCUCUUCCAGCCGGCAGAGGCCCUCCAGGUGGGCAUAGUGGACCAGGUAGUGCCUGAGGACCAGGUGCAGAGCACAGCGCUCUCAGUGAUGGCCGAGUGGCUGGCCGUUCCAGACCACGCUCGACAGCUGACCAAGGCCAUGAUGCGAAAGGCCACAGCAGACCACCUGAUCAAACAGCGUGACGCGGACAUCCAGAACUUUGUCAGCUUCCUCUCCAGAGACUCCAUUCAGAAGUCCCUGCAGGUGUACUUAGAAAAGCUCAGACAAAAGAGAGGCUAGUGGCUCAGCUGCCAGAGGCUUUCAGUCCUGUGUGCUCCCCCCACCACAGGAGUCCACCUCUCCCAAGGGAGUCUUAAACAAGGUAUUUUUCUACUUAAAAGUAUUUCCCAGGGCUUUGUUUUGCCGAUCUUCAAUAGAAGGUCCUAUUCCUUGUAACCCAAUGUCCCAAGCCCCGCCCCCCCAACACAUAAAACAGUUGUCUUUGCCUAGCAGGAAGGGAGGCUGGAGGACAGUGUCUGGACUCGGACCCUGAGCUGGCAGGUGGGGCUGUCCUGGGCCUCAGCAAGUGUUUCCUUUUCCAAAGCAGAGUUGUAAAUAAAGUUCUUACGUUAGCCAUC